This is a messenger RNA of Aureobasidium pullulans EXF-150, 1930 nucleotides long. RefSeq lists its product as uncharacterized. Lineage: Eukaryota; Fungi; Ascomycota; Dothideomycetes; Dothideales; Saccotheciaceae. The transcript has a single exon. The coding region runs from base 41 to 1696 and encodes 551 amino acids. The record is from RefSeq and is a predicted model, not a curated record.
CCACUCCUUUCUUUACUGAACAGCGACACGCUUCUUCAUCAUGGCAGCGGCGGCCAACACAGAUACCCGAGCUGAGGCUGACGUAUCUUUUCGCAAACGUCCUCGUGUCGCAGACCUUCCACUUUCCCAAUCCAAGCGAAGAUCCAUAGACAGUUUGCUGCAUACAUUCAAGAAGAAGGGCCAAUUCGACGACCUCCGCAAAAACACCUUUGCCCAAUUCGAUCAGGGCCCUCUCAAGACCACCCUUGUCGACUCGAUCCGCUCCUUUACAGACGCCGAAAUCGAUCGCGACCCCAUCAAAUAUCUUGCCAAAAACCCUCGUAUCGCCGCUCCUCUUCUCGAAGGCGCUGCCGCUCGCGCCGAUAUCUACCCAAAGACCGAAGCCGACAUCGAGAACUUCAUCCAAGACUACCUGAAAUCUGCCGAACAAGCUCUACGAGAGAUCCGCCGUAACGACGUUGGUGAAGAAGCUGCAAAGCAAGAGGAGGAAGCUGGAAAUAAACCCGAUCAACUUUAUGCCGAAGCAUCACAACGUCGUCACCAGGAGCGCCUCGACCGCCAUGCCGAAGAACUAAAAGAGGUCGCGAAGAAGGAGCGUGCUCAGCAACAGAAGGCCGAACUCGAGGCCCUGAAACAGCGCGCGCAAGAACUGAAGAAGGAGAAGGAACGUGUUGAGACCCAUCUAAAGAAACGUGCUGAACGGGAAGAGCUCCGCAAGAAAGACGAAGAAAGAAGGAAGGCUCGUCUGAAGGUCCUCGCCGAAGAACGCGAAAAGCAGGAGAAACUUCUCGAGGAAGAGAGAAAGAAGGACGAGGAAGAGAGAGCUAAGCGCAAGAAGGCUCAAGAGGAGGAAGAGGCCAAACGUCUCGAACAGGAGGCUAUGCGCAUGCUGCUCGAAGAAGGUCAAGCCAUGGCUGGUAAGACUGGAGCCAAGAAGACUGAACGAGAGCGCAGCGAGAGCAUCGACAGGAGAUAUGCCCGCAGAGACCGCGAUCGCCGUUCCAUCUCCGCAGACCGUCACUACCGACCUGCUGACCGACCAAGAGAACGAGGCUAUGAUCGCUAUGAAGGCCGUCGUGAAUCCACCUUGCGCGAAAUUAGUGCCGAGCGCGAUGCAUGGAAAGCGAAACAACUCCGUGACAAGGACCGCCGUAGCAGAUCUCCAUCGCGCGACCGCCGUGCUAGACGUCACGAUCGUUCGCGAAGCCCUCUCGGCGGAGCCGAUCGUUAUGUUCCCUCUGAUCGCCAGGACCGCGAUACUCGCCGAAGACGUUCUCGUACUCGUUCUCCUCGAGGCCAGGGCGACCGCUACGUUCCUUCAGACCGUCACGCACCUUCUGAUCGUCGCACUCGCGAUCGCUCAAGAGACCGAGACAGAGAUCGCGAUCGUGAUGUACGUGACAGAGAUCGCGAAAGAGACCGAGACCGAGACAGAGACCGCGAGAGAGAAAAGGAUCGCGACAAGGACCGCGAAAGAGACCGCGAGAAGGAUAGAGAUCGAGAUCGUGAUGUCCGUGAUAGGGACCGUGACAGAGACCGGGAUCGCGAUCGUGACCGCCGCCGUAGGGACGAUGACAGACCCAAGACCGACCGCUACGUCCCAUCAGCCAGCGCUGGUGCCUCUCGCCGCGACAGCGAGAAAGUCGGCGGCAGCAAACGAGACCGCUCACGUUCGAGGAGCCGCGAAGCUAGGUAGGGCCCCAAGCCGCGGUCUCCAGGUCGUCUUUCAGCCAGAGGAUCUCCCUCAUAUCCCUGAGUUCACAAGAUACGAUCAUCAGGAGUUGCAAAUGCAUUGAUUGGAGUUAUGGGUUCACCGUGGAAAGGCGUUGUGGAAUUAGCAUACAUGAUACCCCCUAUAUUGGCAGUAUUGACGACUCAUUUUACAGUUCUUCAAUUCCAUCAUUCCAAUCGCUUUUGUCAGCACAAAAAG